AAACCAUUAUAAAAGUUGUAGUAUUUGUUGCAUAUACAAAAGCUCAAAGAUGCAAACAAGAGUGGCGAUUUCUUCAGCUACAAAACUUCAUCGACUCUUAUUGGCACAAUCUCAGAAGAGUGUUGAAUACCUCCCAAACAGAUUUUGCUCUUCUACUGUAGGUCGAACAGCUGAUCCUGCCGUCCAUUCUGGACCUCUUGAAGGAGAUGACUUAGAAGAAUCAGUAAAAGUAGCAGAAAACGAAAGGAAACAACCAAAUAUAAAUCCCGGUAAAGAUAACGAUGCAUUUGCGCCACCAAAAUCACCAACCGGGUCAUCCCAGAAGAUAGAGAGUACAGGGGUAAACAAACCGAUAGACCCUUUGACACAGCAAAAGCGACAGAAAUCCAAUGUUAGCCGCUCCAAUGGAGCGCUAUCAUUAGAAGAUGUUAGCUGCGUGGGAUUAGACGGUACACCGUGGCCUGACGAAGCGAAAGACAGAGGAGCACAAUUAGAAGAUGACAGAGAAUACUUCAAGCAUCAUAAACCAUCUCCAUUGGCAGAGAUGGAGAUGGCUGAUACGAGGAAGCCUAUUACACAGGCGACUGAUGCACCACCGGGAGCUGGUGUCGCAUUUUAUCCCGCACCUGACGGCGGGGUAAUGGUAUGGAGGCCGGAGCAAUUGGAGACUGCUGAAGAGGCUCUGCUGAAUGCGAUGGAGAUAUGGAAACAGAACGCUAUGAGAGGUGAUCCUGAUUCACCACAUGGUAGGAUUCUAAGACAACUUCGUGGUGAGAACUGGUAAUCUGAUGACUAGUUAGUGAUGAUUAGUGGCUAGUACCAGGUCUUUGGUUUUCUGUUUUUUGUUUAUUGUUACGGUGCUGCUUUACUUUGUCCAAUUUCACGAGCUAAAAACACCAUGUGCGUAAAGUGUUUUGAGGCCUGUAGACCGUAAGGAUCUAAAUUAGUCUAAGCUUGAAUUAGCAAUCUACUCUAAUGUUUUUCUGUAAGUACAUGAGAAGUGAUGGAUACCGUUAUUUUUUCGGAUAUGAAUAAGUCUAAGCUAGAAUCA
This is a messenger RNA of Nicotiana attenuata, 1051 nucleotides long. RefSeq lists its product as uncharacterized. Lineage: Eukaryota; Viridiplantae; Streptophyta; Magnoliopsida; Solanales; Solanaceae. The coding region runs from base 50 to 784 and encodes 244 amino acids. The transcript is spliced from 2 exons. The record is from RefSeq and is a predicted model, not a curated record.